Messenger RNA from Numida meleagris (helmeted guineafowl), 889 nucleotides. RefSeq names its product ovomucoid. Gene Ontology annotation, molecular function: protein binding; serine-type endopeptidase inhibitor activity. The transcript is spliced from 8 exons. The coding region runs from base 126 to 752 and encodes 208 amino acids. The record is from RefSeq and is a predicted model, not a curated record. NCBI's taxonomy places the organism in Eukaryota, Metazoa, Chordata, Aves, Galliformes, Numididae.
GCUGCUCCGUGUUCCAGUUGAACAGCUCAGACGCCGCGUUUGUAUAUAUUUGCAGGCAGCCUUGGGGGGACCACCUCAGGAGCAGAGCACCGGCAGCCACCUGCAGACCCGGGCAGUACCUCACCAUGGCCAUGGCAGGCGUCUUCGUGCUGUUCUCUUUCGCGCUUUGCGGCUUCCUCCCAGAUGCUGCCUUUGGGGUUGAGGUGGACUGCAGUAGGUUUCCCAACGCUACAAAUGAGGAAGGCAAAGACGUAUUAGUCUGCACCGAAGACCUCCGUCCCAUCUGCGGUACCGAUGGAGUCACUUACAGCAACGACUGCUUGCUGUGUGCCUACAACAUAGAAUAUGGAACCAAUAUCAGCAAAGAGCAUGAUGGAGAAUGCAGGGAAGCUGUUCCUGUGGACUGCAGCAGGUAUCCCAACAUGACAAGUGAGGAAGGCAAAGUGCUGAUCCUCUGCAACAAGGCCUUCAACCCCGUCUGCGGUACUGAUGGGGUCACCUACGACAACGAGUGUCUGCUGUGUGCCCACAACGUAGAGCAGGGGACCAGCGUUGGCAAGAAGCAUGAUGGUGAAUGUAGGAAGGAACUUGCUGCAGUUGACUGCAGUGAAUACCCUAAGCCUGCCUGCACGAUGGAAUACAGACCUCUCUGUGGCUCUGACAACAAAACAUAUGACAACAAGUGCAACUUCUGCAAUGCAGUCGUGGAAAGCAACGGGACUCUUACUUUAAGCCAUUUUGGGAAAUGCUGAAUAUCAGUGCUGAGAGAAUUCACCACAGGAUCCCCACUGGCAAAUCCCAGCGAGAGGUCUCACCUCGGUUCAUCUCGCACUCUGGGGAGCUCGGCUCACUCCCGAUUUUCUUUCUCAAUAAACUAAAUCAGCAACAA